AUCUGCUGGAGGUGCUUCGACUAGGCACGUAGCUGGACUCUGAGUGACAACCAGGAGAGACAGCGUUGCUUGUGGUUAGUGUGUUAGUGUGUUACUGUCAAGGAAAGGAGAAACUGUAAGUACAAAUACAGCUGUACCAUCAUUGUGGAGAGAGAUACAAUCUGACAAGUAAAAAUGCUGUGGACUCUAUUGACCGUUUCUCUGAUUGGAAGUGCACAAAGCGGUAGAACACAAAGCGAAGACAGAAGACUUAAUGGAACAACAUCUCAGUCAACAAACUAUUUAAGCUAUACCGCUGACAGAGCUAUUGAUGGGGAUCUGGAAAAAUGUGCUCACACACUGGAUCGGAACAACUCCUGGUGGACAAUUGACCUGCUUGGUGUCUACAGAAUUUCUAACAUCACUAUCUACAACACUGAACAACUUAAUACUGACAUGAGCGGUGCUCAGAUCCACAUUGGAUUCUCUCGUCGGAAAAACGGCACUGACAACCCAUUGCAGAAAACCAUCCAAAACUUCAAGAAAAACCAUUUCAACAACUAUGUAUUUAAUACAACAGUGUUGGGGCGUUACAUCACGGUCUUCUUACCAAAUCAAGCCAAGCAUUUAAUUCUGUGUGAAGUGAUGAUCUUCGGCACAAGAAAAGAAUCACGCUUUAAGCUGGUCAAAGAGAAGAUGAGGUGGGACGAGGCCCUGUACUACUGCAGGGACAGAGACAUGGACCUGGCUUCCAUUGUUGGUGAAGAGACCCAGGUCUGGGCUGAUUUGGAGGCCCGGAAGGCUGAAACUCCUUUUGUGUGGCUGGGCCUUCGUUACACCUGCACCCUCAACUUCUGGUUCUGGGUCGAUGAUCAGCGCUUAACAUUCAAUCACUGGGCUCCAGAUAGUAAGACAGAAGAGUGUGACAUGAGUGUUGCCAUGGAAAAACAAAAGGACCAUUUCUGGUACAGCAAGCCGGACAACGAGAUGUUUAAUUUCAUUUGUGCAAAGUAGCCUCUCAGUCCCUUUUUUUUAAUCAAUUGUCAGUGGGGACAAUUCUCCUCUGAUGUGCUGUAGGUGAUGGGUUUUAGGCCCACUGCGGCAGCUUUCCACAUAUAAGUGAUAGAAUAAAACCGAGAGCAUCUCCACUCUCACCUCCCUCCUGAAGUGUAAAUAGGGCUUACAACAGGGGCGUUUCUAGGUGUUACAAGCCAGACAUAGGGCCUGUUUGCAUUUGUUCUGCCUUUUGUUUUUCUUUCUCUGCCUCCACUCCGUUUGGACUGUGUACUGUGCUAACUGUGCAUUUUAACAUCAAUUUGAAUUGUGUGUAUAUGCAGUAUCAAUAACUUUGGAAAAUUAGAGAUUUAUUAGAUUUUCUAAAAAUGGCUCAGAAUGUUUUUCUGAAUGAUCUAGGCAUCUACAUUCUGGGUUUAGUUUCACAAUGCUGUAAUAUUAUAGAGCAGAACUCCUUAGAUCACAAUAGAUUAAGAUUUUAGGGGUGCCUGGCUUACAACAAAACAGUUAUUUAUAUACAUGUACACACACUGUUUAUUUUUAGGCCAUGCGUGCACUCACUUUGUAGAUGUUUGGAAUUUUAAUUCAUGAUACAGUAAUAUAAUGAUUAAAUGAUAGAUAAAUAAUGUUGUUAUAAUAUGUAAGAACAUGAAGAAAAAAUAGAUCCUGAAAAUAGAUGUUGGUGGAAUAAAUCUUUUUAGAUGUCUUAAAACUAUACAGACAUUAUGAAAACACUAAUGCAUUGUUAUUUACACUCCAUAGGCCUACAUUUUAUGUGGCCACACAUAUUUGCAUAUACCUUUGUUGAUAUAAAACAUUUGCAGCCUUCAA
Molecule: messenger RNA, 1824 nt
Organism: Etheostoma spectabile (orangethroat darter)
Lineage: Eukaryota; Metazoa; Chordata; Actinopteri; Perciformes; Percidae
Product: fucolectin-1
Exons: 6
Coding region: 175-993 (272 amino acids)
Source: RefSeq, a predicted model, not a curated record